AUGCUGCCAGCCACAUCCAAGCUCUGCGCUGCCAUCUCCUACCGCCACCUGCGCAACAUGACUGGGCUGAGGAGACAAGCUGCUGUGGCCAUCAGCCAGGAGCUGAGCAGGCUGGCGAGCCACAGCCCGGGACCCAGCGCCUGGAUCCACCAGGUGCGCAGGAGAAGCUCCUUGCUCAGCUCAAGGCUGGAGGAGAAGCCCUUCAGCGAGAUGGAAAUGUCUUACAUCAAGCAAGGAGAGGAAGCCCUGCAGAAAUCCCUCAGGAUCCUGGAGGACCAGGACGACUGGAAGACAGAGACGGUGGCGGUGGGUGCUCUGGGUAACGGAGACAAAGUGCUGAGCAAGGUGCUGCCGGACGUGGGGAAGGUGUUCCGGCUGGAGGUGGUGGUGGACCAGCCCCUGGACACGGUGUACGGAGAGCUGGUGGACAACAUGGAGCAGAUGGGAGACUGGAACCACGUCAAGGAAGUCAGGAUUCUGGAGAAGAUUGGGAAGGACACGGUGAUCACCCACGAGAAGGCGGCCGCCACCCCCGGGAACAUCGUUGGGCCUCGGGACUUUGUGAGCGUGCGGUGCGCCAAGAGACGCGGAUCCACCUGCGUGCUGGCCGGGAUGUCCACGACCUACGGGGCCAUGCCCGAGCAGGAGGGCUUCAUCAGGGCUGAGAACGGUCCCACCUGCAUGGUCCUGCGCCCGCUGCCCGGCAGCCCCUCCCAGACCCGGCUCACCUGGCUGCUCAGCAUCGACCUCAAGGGCUGGCUGCCCAAGACCAUCAUCAACCAGGUGCUGUCCCAGACACAGGUGGACUUUGCCAAGCACCUCCGGCAGCGCCUGGCCCGGCCACUGCCCGUGACCUGCUGA
Messenger RNA from Catharus ustulatus (Swainson's thrush), 861 nucleotides. Its product is annotated as steroidogenic acute regulatory protein, mitochondrial-like. Lineage: Eukaryota; Metazoa; Chordata; Aves; Passeriformes; Turdidae. Gene Ontology annotation, biological process: steroid biosynthetic process; intracellular cholesterol transport; regulation of steroid biosynthetic process. Gene Ontology annotation, molecular function: cholesterol binding; cholesterol transfer activity. The record is from RefSeq and is a predicted model, not a curated record. Gene Ontology annotation, cellular component: mitochondrion; mitochondrial intermembrane space.